This is a messenger RNA of Cornus florida, 939 nucleotides long. Its product is annotated as E3 ubiquitin-protein ligase RSL1-like. Gene Ontology annotation, molecular function: zinc ion binding; ubiquitin conjugating enzyme binding; ubiquitin protein ligase activity. Gene Ontology annotation, cellular component: cytoplasm; ubiquitin ligase complex. The transcript is spliced from 3 exons. Gene Ontology annotation, biological process: protein polyubiquitination; positive regulation of proteasomal ubiquitin-dependent protein catabolic process; ubiquitin-dependent protein catabolic process. Lineage: Eukaryota; Viridiplantae; Streptophyta; Magnoliopsida; Cornales; Cornaceae. The record is from RefSeq and is a predicted model, not a curated record. The coding region runs from base 1 to 939 and encodes 312 amino acids.
AUGGGAAACACAGUGCAAAAGCUCCGGCAAGAAGAAGAGGAAUCGAAAGAAGAGGAGGCAUCAUCAACGUUCACUUGCGAGAUAUGCAUCGAACCCAUGUUAUCAUCGUCAACCAAGAAAUUCAAGAACCAGAACAGGUGUGUUCAUCCAUUCUGCACAGAUUGCAUGAUGAAGUACAUCCAAGUGAAGGUGGAGGAGGACAGCGUCGCCAACGUCCCAUGUCCGGCACUGAAUUGCGAGCAGCUCUUAGAUCCUCUCUCCUGCAGGGCGGUCGUGCCAGCAAAACUGUUCGACAAGUGGUGCGAUGUGCUGUGCGAGUCGGCCGUUCUAGAGUUGAAAAGAUGUUACUGCCCGAAUCGGAAUUGCUCGGCUCUGGUUGUGAACGAAUGUGGAGGGAAUGUUAAGAAAUCAGUGUGUCCCAAUUGCAAGAGGAUUUUCUGUUUCCACUGCAAGCUUCCAUGGCACUCCGGCUAUCGAUGUGAAGAGAGUCGAGAGAUUAGAAAUAGGAAUGAUGUUCAGUUCGGAAUACUUGUAGAGAGGAAAAAUUGGAAGAGAUGUCCCCGCUGCCUCCAUUGCAUUGAACGUUUUACGGGUUGCAGAAGUAUUGUAUGCAGAUGUGGGGCCCAUUUUUGCUACGACUGUGGAAGCGAGUUUAAAAAUCUUCAGUGCAACUGCAACUCCAGCCUAUGCAGGUUUCUCAAGAAUGUGUUCGAAUUCGUUUCUCGUGAGUCUAAUCUCUUCAGAAGCGAGUCAGUAGUUAGGGUCGUAACGGCAUUAGCUCAUUUGGUGAAAGAAAUGGUGGAGGCUGAGGAAAGAGGGAGGAAGGAGAAGGCGGAAAAGGAGAUAAAGACGAACGGUGUUUGCUUCUUUGCCUGCGGUGGAGAAGGAGAAAGAACCAAGAAGGCUAGAAAAAUGGCCCAAGACAUUCUUAGUUCUUAG